AUGUCACAGUUCGAUGAUGCUUUUUGCCUCCAGAAGCUUCAUAAACUGUCUAAAAAUGUCCGGCUCUUGACUCUGGAGGAAAACAAGUCUCAGUUUAUUCUGAUUUUGCAGGCGGGGAGGUUCAGCUUCAUUCAUCUCAUCAUCUACAUCGGAUCAACGCUGUCGUACUACGCUCUGACGACCGUGCUGAUCGACUGGCUGAUUGGAACCAGCUGUUACUCCGCAGAAGUCGGACAAAACUACUCGGAGAAGAAGGUGGAGGCGGUCCAAGACAAAAAGAAGUGCAUCCUGUGUGUGUCCUACGUCGACGAGAACAACAUUCGCCUGGUGAAGAGAUCUCAGAAGAAGAGUUUACAGGACGUGAAGCCGAUGUUGGUUCAACCUCGAGAGGAGAACACAGGACACCUCCGAGCCGUCUUCUCUCUGCUGCAGCCAGACACCAUCAUGGAUCCCAAAGCCGAGCCUCUUCUCGCCCCCUAAACCCGACCCGAGCGGCAGCCCCCGUCGUCCGUCCUGGUGUAAGUGUGACCGCUGCCCCGCCUCCUCUCUCCCUGUGGAGCAGCUGUGUUGUCGUCAUGGCGACGGCGCCUGCAUCUCCUCGUCUCCUCUGUUCGAGCGGCUGGUGUUGAACCGCUCGCUGCUGAGUCCGUGCUUCUGUACCGAGACCCUCUGAGCCCGCCGGGUGACCGGGGUCAGACCGCCGCGCUGCGUCACUGCGCCUACACGCAGUACGUCAGCUGGAGGAUCGGACUCACGCCUGAAGACGCUCACGGUGUCGUCCCCGGCUGCUGCGUGAGGAGAGUCAGGGAGGAAUA
Molecule: messenger RNA, 815 nt
Organism: Scomber japonicus (chub mackerel)
Lineage: Eukaryota; Metazoa; Chordata; Actinopteri; Scombriformes; Scombridae
Product: P2X purinoceptor 7-like
Exons: 4
Coding region: 1-480 (159 amino acids)
Source: RefSeq, a predicted model, not a curated record